This is a messenger RNA of Manihot esculenta (cassava), 2206 nucleotides long. Its product is annotated as F-box protein CPR1. The record is from RefSeq and is a predicted model, not a curated record. The transcript has a single exon. NCBI's taxonomy places the organism in Eukaryota, Viridiplantae, Streptophyta, Magnoliopsida, Malpighiales, Euphorbiaceae. The coding region runs from base 776 to 2020 and encodes 414 amino acids. Gene Ontology annotation, molecular function: protein binding.
AUUAAUUAUGCCAAGAUAGUGGAGGUAUUUUCUUUGCCAACUUUCUUCACACUCCAAUCCCUUUUCGAAAGUGGUCCGAAUCUGUUUCUGGGCAUAACUUGAAGAGAUACUGUUUGAAAGAAUGUCCAAGCAAGAUCCACAAUCUCAAUCCUUCCUGAAAUAUUAACAUUCACAUAACCAUUACCAACAAUUUCUGCCAAUGCAUAAAGACCAUAUCAUCCGGAAAGGUCGCUCAGUUUUGGUGCAUUAAUAGAGUCUGAAUACUGUCAAAGAUGGACUCAUCAAUCGUGUGAGCCUCAGGGAUUUUGGAGAGCCACUGACAAGGGAGCUCUGGGAAUAUAUUUUCGUUGAGCUGCAAAUGAAAUCUGUGUUGGUAGAUGAUUCAGAAACGGCCAGGUAAAUCAUUUGCAGCCUUCUUCUCCUUCAUUUACAAAUAAUAAUGAUAAUAUCAAAACUGAAAUCUGAUUUUUUUUUUUAAUUUUAGUUUUAUUGUCUCUAUUAUGCUUGUUUAUAUUUGACCUUAUUUUAAGUUUAUAUAAAAAUUAGCACAUUAAAUUUUAUUAUUGCAUUUAAUAAAUUAAUUCAGCUAACCAAAAAUAUGGUCAGUUGGCUGUUGGCUUAUUAAAAAAAAAAAAAAAAAUUGAAAGUAUCAUAUGGUCAAUUUGCCAUUGCCACCUCAACGUCAAGAAAAUAUCCAGCCCAGUAUUUCCUCCAGGCCAAAUAUAUCUCCUUCUCAAGAAAACAGAGCAGACGCAGCCAAGAACCAAGAACGCAAAUGAUUUUUUUCAAGAACCAAGAAAGAAAAAUGCCUGAUCAACUUUCUGAACAGAUGCUCACAAGAAUGUUUUCAAGCUUUCCGGUGAAAUUACUCCUGAAAUGCAGGUGCGUUUGUAAAGCUUGGGACUCUUUAAUCACCAAUCCUUCUUUCAUAGAUGAGCACCUCAAGAAAACGGCUGCAAGAAAAAGUGAACUACUUCUCUUUAGAUAUUAUAUCAACGUAGAGCUAUUCAAAGGAAAGGAGCAUUAUUUGCUAUACACAGACGAGACUUUUCCUGAAAAACCAGUUAAAGAACUCGAUUGCCCAUUAAAGUGCUUAUCUCGUUUUAUUAAUAUAGUGGGUUCUUGUAAUGGAGUUAUCUGUCUAUCUGAUGAUUUUAGUGGCACUUACACUGAUAGAGCUGCUUUAUGGAACCCUAGUGUCAGAAAGAUUGUUUCUAUUCCUUGUGCUAAUGUUACGUUUCAUUCUCAUGGACCCUUUUUUCACUCUCUUGGGUUUGGUUUUGAUUCCAAAGCUGAUGACUAUAAGUUGGUGAGAGUAGCGUAUAUAGGAGACGAAUAUUUUGACUUCGUUGAUAUUCCUCCUUUGGUUGAGAUUUUCAGUUUGAGAGAGAGGUAUUGGAAAAGGGUUCAUAAUAAUCUGAAUUAUGUAAUCUGUGAGUGUUCAACUUCUGCUUUUGUCGAUGGAGCUUGUCAUUGGGUUGCCUCUGUAACAAAGAAUGGAGUUAGUGUAGGCCGAGUGAUUGUGUCGUUUUCUUUGGGAGAUGAAUUGUUUAGGGAAAUGGAGUUACCAAAGUGUUUGGUUGAAGAAUAUAUCAUCAUGGAUGUUGCAGCGUUUGAUGGAUCACUUUUGCUGGUUCCUUUUAUGAAAAAGAAUGGGAAAGAAGAUUGGUUUUCAGUUUGGAUAAUGAGAGAAUAUGGUGUUGCAAGAUCUUGGACCAAACUUUUCAGCUUUUCAAAGGAGGAAAGGGUAGAAAGGUUAGUUGCAUUUAGGCAAAAUGGUGAGAUUCUGUUGGCAAAAAGAGGUGGGAAGCUAGUUUCCUAUGAUCCAAACACAAAAAAAACCACUGCUACAGGAAUUGUGGGCGAUGCACGGUCCUUUUAUUUGGAUACUUUAGUGGAUAGUCUUGUUUUAAUAGGUGAAUCAAAUGAAUUUACAGAGGAGGAUGCAUCUAGUUGUGGUUCUUGUAGUUCACUGAUGGAAAUUGAUGAAGCAAGUGGAGAAUCAACUGAAGAAGAAUAGGGAGAGUGAAAUUUCUACAGAAUGAAGCAAAUGGUGUCUGAUGCAAAAUCAAUGGCAUGCUUCUGCUAGUAUGGACCAGUAAGUAGCAGAGCAGCAGCAGCGUACGUGAGUUUAGAGAAACAUUUAACUAGAAUAAUGUUUUUGUUGUGAUGUUAAGAUUCAUUGUUGUGAUGAAUGCUUCUGCAC